UCAGCGCCUCCCCCUCCUCCCCUCACCUUCUCCUCCCAUCCCACCAAUCAGGAGCCCCCAUUAUAAAAUUAUUAACCUCCAUUGCAGCACUUGCUACUCUCGCACCGGCAGUCGGCGUAUAUAGCGGAGGAGCAAUGUGGAGUGAAUCCUGUCUCCACCGCGACAACGGGACCGGACCGAACGGCCAGCGAGAGUGAUGCCGCCGCUGCUGCGACACCUCCGGGGGCGAUAAUGCAGGAGACGCGGUGCGGCAGCCAGUGAAGGAACAAGGCGAGAAGCAGACUGCGCUGCGAGCAGGAGGCGACAACAGACCGGAAUCCAACCGGAGAUCGCCUUGUUUCUUCACCUCCAGGCGCCGUAAGUGCGUUUAUGCAGGUGAAAGAGAACGGAACCUCUGCUGCUGUCGGAUCUGCAACCAGGACCAGGAUGAUGACCAACAGAACGUUAGUGGGUCUUGUCCUGUCCCUUCUGUUAGUGCAUGGAGUCCCAAAAAGUUCCUGCCAGUCCACCUCAGAGACUCAGAAGGAGGCGGCUGCCAAUGACAGCACAGUGUUCACCAGGAUCCUGGACAGCCUGCUGGACGGCUACGACAACAGGCUACGGCCGGGGCUCGGAGAAAACGUCACUGAGAUCAAGACAAAUAUUUUCGUCACCAGUUUCGGGCCGGUGUCGGACACGGAGAUGGAGUACACCAUCGACGUGUUCUUUCGUCAAAGCUGGAAGGAUGAGCGCCUGCGGUUCAAAGGCCCCAUGGAGAUGUUGCCUUUGAACAACCUGCUGGCCAGCAACAUCUGGACUCCAGACACUUUCUUCCUCAAUGGAAAGAAGUCCAUCGCCCACAAUAUGACCACACCGAACAAGCUGCUCCGGCUCAAGGAUGACGGGACUCUGCUUUACACCAUGAGGCUGACCAUAUCUGCAGAGUGUCCCAUGCAGCUGGAGGAUUUCCCCAUGGACGCGCACGCCUGCCCACUCAAGUUUGGCAGCUAUGCCUAUCCUGUGUCAGAGGUGGUCUACACGUGGACCGAAGGGGCUGCCAAGUCUGUAGUGGUGGAGGAGGACGGGUCUCGGCUCAACCAGUACCUGCUGAUCGGUCAAACUGCUGGCACUGAGGACAUUCACACAAGCAGAGGACAGUACACCGUGAUGAUGGCCCACUUCUAUCUGAAGAGGAAGAUUGGAUAUUUCGUCAUCCAGACCUACAUGCCCUGCUUCAUGACAGUAAUCCUGUCCCAGGUGUCCUUCUGGCUUAACAGAGAAUCAGUUCCUGCCAGAACAGUUUUUGGGGUCACCACAGUGCUGACCAUGACCACCCUCAGCAUCAGUGCCAGAAACUCUCUCCCUAAAGUGGCCUACGCGACUGCCAUGGACUGGUUCAUUGCUGUGUGCUACGCUUUCGUCUUUUCCGCUCUCAUUGAGUUUGCCACAGUGAACUACUUUACCAAGAGGAGCUGGGCCUGGGACGGAAAGAAGGCCCUGGAGGCCCAGCACCCGAAGAAACGAGACCCCAUGGUUCUAUCCAAAAAGCCAAACAACGUCUGCUCAGCUGGCGUCAACUACACCCCUACAAAUCUCACCAAAGACUUUGCCAUCUCCACCAUCUCGAACACCACGUCGGUGCAGCUGCGCGCCACUGAAACCAAAAUGGUUGACCCCAAGAAGACGUACAACAGCGUCAGCAAGAUCGACAAGAUGUCCCGGAUAGUGUUCCCAGUCCUUUUCGGGACCUUCAACCUCGUCUACUGGGCUACGUAUCUGAACAGAGAACCAGUGAUCAAAGGAGUCGUCACCUCAACAUAAUUGAUAGCACUCGUCACAAAGCCAUGGUGGAGGACUUUUAAGGGCUCCAGCCGAAAAAAGAAAAAUCUGAAAAAUUUCAAGAACAGUAUUUUUUCUUUAUUUAAUUCCAGCUUUUUGAAUGACUGCAAGGCUGCAAAUGACUCUUUUGGAUUCCAUUGCCUAAAAAUCUGCUUGAUGCACAAAGACUGCCUUCAAGACCAGAUAGCUUUGCUUCUUUCUCAACUCUUCGGCUGCUGUUUGCAUGACGCUCUGCUGUACAGGAUAUCUCUCGACCUAUUCAGCCAAUCAUAGCUACGCUCGUGAAAUCGCCGAGGUUUGAUCCUCGGUCUCUGGAGGGCAAAAUAAAACUGCAAUUUCACAUGCCUUGAAGAAAACACAAACAUGUGGACGUCUCUUGAGAUCAAUGCUGCAAGUGCAUUAAUAAUUCAGUUUUUAAGUUCUUUUAUUGCAACAGGCACUGGUGUGUUAGAGAAUCCUUGCCUCUUUCAGCAGGCUCCGUUCACAAAACCUCUCUAUGAGGAAAGAAACCUGAAAUACCACUUGGAGGUGAUAAAUGUUUUCAUGGAUUCUGAAACAGCCUAGAAGAAUGAAGAAGUGGACACUUGAGGAGUCAAAACCGAUGUUUGUAAAAAAUGUCUCUGUGACCAGACCACCCUGGAUGAUGUGUCAGGAGUUAUUUGGGAAAUGUGCCUUGAGCUUGUAAGUAGAAUCACAGCGGCAGGAGGAUCACUGCUCUGGGUGGUAUUUAAUAUAUUUUGCCACUGUAUUGUGUAACGGCACCGUAUUAGGUACGCUACUCAGAGGUAACAACAGGGAACUGGCUAUAACAAAUGUGAUAAGACGACCCAGUACAGAUGACUACAAUAUCAUACAUCAACACGUGACUGCAAAUUCUACUACACAUACGUACACGAUGGUGCGUCACUUCACGUCGCUGCAUUCUAACUGAACCCCCACAUCUAAUGACGGCCUUGAUCUAUAUAGCACUUUCUGUUUACCAUGUGACUGGUUAAGUGAAGGAAAAGUACUAGACACUGAGGUUAACCAAAAUAAUUGUAAAAUGUGAUGGAUGGUCGCAGGAUGCGACCCUGAACAUGUUGGGUGGUGUUGGGAUAACUACAAACUGUACAAAAUGUACAAUGUUAAAUACAAGUAACAUCCGACUUACGUCCACCUUUACUUACAACCACGGCCAUAUUCAAUGUCUGGCACCGCAGCAUGUAGCGGCCCAGCAACACGUACGACAGUAUCCCAGCAUCUCACUCUCACACAGAGAUCUACCACUACAGUAGUACCUAUGACUUGCACGUGGCUAUUUUCAAUGGAAUUCGACUUACAUCCAAUGCGACUUACGACCGGUUGGUGGAACCGAUACUGGUUGUAAGUCGGAUGUUACAUGUACUUGUGACUCACAAGUUGAGUUUGGGUGGACCUGAGUUCCAAGAAACAAAUAUCUCAUGGUAGCAAUGAAAAAUAGUUUUAUUUCUUAUAUAUCUAUUAUCAGCAAAUCAACAGGUUGUUUUCCACCUUUUCCCUUCUCCAACUUCUGCUCAUCUGUUCUUGGUCGUCUGACUAGAUGGAUAAAACUGUUCCUAUAUUUAGACAAACGUUGAGAGAUUUUGGUUCAAUUGCUCAAGCACUUUAAAAGCCUCUCACCUUGGAAUGCGUGGAUCAAAUGGAGUCAAAUGAAGGCAGGGCUUGGUUCAUGUUUGAGCGUACGCAGGCUUUAAGCACAUCAGUAGGCAAUAGGAAAGUGUGAUUUACAGUAUUUGACUACUUUGAAGAGUCAACAUUUUUUUUCCUUGCUUUUAUCAUGACUUAUCGAUAGGUUGCUGGCUUGAUAGUCGUUUCCAAUUUAUCGAUUCCUAGAAAAAAAAUUUGAAAUAAAAAAAAGUUCUUCAUGAAGUAGAUCAACUCCUGUGUUUCAUGUUUAACUUUGACCUUAAAAUGAUUUGUGUUUGAAAAAAAAAUAUUUAGUUGUUGUUAACGUGUAAAUAUCACUGUGUUGUUACUAAACCUUGGGGGUGGGGAAUCUGAUUUUUCUAUCGAUGAUUUCUACCUGGACCAAUCUUGGAAGCACAGGGAAGGAAGUGUCGGACUUUGGUGAGACAAACUCAGGGACUAAACCAGCUCCCAGUGUCGUCACCUUUGUGGAUGUAAACAGACUGUCGGUGACUUCUACAUCUUGUAAAUAGGUUUUCUCAGUUCUCGCUGUAUCGAACUGAGAUCUGCAGCUUACGUUCUUUCGUCUAACUUUUCUCUUGACUGAUAAUUUGAUCGCAAUGUCAGUGUUGUUCAGGACCAUGUGUUAAGCUGAAUUUAUGUUUUAGCUGUGUCACGCUGCAUUUGUGCUGUCUUGGAUUUUAAAGCCUUAACUGAUGAAAAUAAUUUGCUGACAUUUAACGUUUUUAUUUCUACCAAAAAGUGCUCUAGCAUCCAAACUGGCUCUGAUGGUUGGAAUGGACUUCAUGUUGAUUUUAUUAAAAAAUAUAUUUGGAUUUGAACGCUGACUGAAAGUUGCACUUUCUGAGUCAAAUUUAAAUUAAGAUGUUAUAUAUUGUUGCUAUUGUUUUGUGUUUUGUAAAAACAACCUUUUUUUAUUUGUUAUGUCACUUUAUGUUAUGUGAUGUUAAUUAUGCUGUGUAAUGUAUUGUGAUGACUUUUCAUUUUCAUCAUAUUCAGUUUGGUUUUGUUGUAUAAUGUUUCAUUUUUUUUCUUUUAACUUUGCAAUAUGUUGUUACAUGUAUUAACGCUACGAUAUGCGCCGUCACUCCAUGAAUGAAUCAGAAAUAUCCCUUGAUAUUUACUUAAAAGAAAAUUGCUAUGUAGCCAUGACACAAUAAUGAUUCAUUAUGUAUAACAGCGCUUGUAAAUUAAAU
This is a messenger RNA of Synchiropus splendidus (mandarinfish), 4679 nucleotides long. RefSeq names its product gamma-aminobutyric acid receptor subunit alpha-5-like. Gene Ontology annotation, biological process: regulation of postsynaptic membrane potential; nervous system process; signal transduction. Bases 370 to 1800 code for a protein of 476 amino acids. The record is from RefSeq and is a predicted model, not a curated record. Lineage: Eukaryota; Metazoa; Chordata; Actinopteri; Syngnathiformes; Callionymidae. Gene Ontology annotation, cellular component: synapse; postsynapse; GABA-A receptor complex. Gene Ontology annotation, molecular function: GABA-gated chloride ion channel activity; GABA-A receptor activity; transmitter-gated monoatomic ion channel activity involved in regulation of postsynaptic membrane potential. The transcript is spliced from 10 exons.